AUGGCAUCCGAGAAACGUUUACGACGACUGUCCCAGACGAGAGCCCGACCUACCGGAGCCACCAAACGCUCCUCAAGUCUGCGGCGGGUAUAUAACCGUUUCUUUCAUCCAGACUCACCAGUCUCCGAGUCUGAGGAAACCCCAGUCAUACCCGAGUCGAGCCAACGUCCGCUGUCCGAGAUUGAAGUCCUUCAGGGUGAACUGCAACAAUGUCGCCAAAAUCUCGAGGAAGCCAGGGAGAUGGUUAUGUCUCAGGACCAGGAGCUGACGACGUUGGAGAAAAAUACACAGAAGAUGGAAAGACGUUACAGGGAGAAAGAAGCUGCACUGCGGCGGCUGAAAGCGUCAUUGGAGGAGACCAUGGUGGCGGUCGUCGUGCAGCAGAUUAGAGAUGCCCAGAAAGCGGAACGGGAAUUCGUCAAAGAAGAGUGUAAUCGUGAACACCAAGCGGCUUUGGAAAGCCUACACCACAAAUACAGGUCACGGGUCGCCAUUCUGUCCCAACAGCUCUCGGACUCUAGCUCAGCAAAUGAGCGGUUGAAGAUAACCUACGAAAAUGAGGUUUCUGCACUGCGCACCGAAAUCGCUUCUCUAAAUACCGACCUCGAAGUGGCCAAGGCCGCCAUUGUCGAGACCACUGAGUCGCUAAAAACCGUUCAACUGGCCUCAACAACCGCUCUGGAAGAGACGGAGAAAGCAAAUGCCACCCUGCGAGCCGAGCUCGAAUCUCAGAUUACUUCCCUCACGGAGGAAUUGAGCACUGUCCAAUCAGGGUUGCAAAAUGCCGAGGUGAGCAUCGAAGAUCACACCAAACGAUACGAGGACCUGCAAAACACCUCCUCAAGAGCACUGGAAGAUGCAAAUGCCAACCUGGCAUCCGUUCGCGCCUCAUUAGAGGCUCAACUUGAAGCACACGCCGCAGAGCUCUCGACGACCAAAGAGGCCCUCGAAACCUCGUCUAGGGACAGGGAAGCCGACAGGUCGGUACAUCAGAUCGUCCAAGACGAGCUCGCCGGGGCCCGCAAUCAGAUCGAUGAGCUGACGAACCACCUGCAAGACCACUCGACGUCAAAAGCUGCCCUCGAAGAGAAAGUCGCCCAGCUCCUAACCGAGCUUGAAGCAUUUGAGGCUUGCAAACAAGAACUGGAAAGCUCGCAUGCUCGAGUAACAGAUUUGACCACAGAACUUUCUUCAUCGCAGGAAGCAAGAGAAACUACCGAUGCACAGGUAGCUCAACUUUCCGCCGAACUUGAAGCUUACACCCAGCUUAAAGCAGAGCAUGAAGCUCAAACACAAGAGCUCGAGACCAUCCACGCGAAGGUUGCAGACUUGACAACCGAGCUUGAAGCCUUCGAUGCUUGCAAGAGAGAAUUGGAAGAAGCUGAAUCAAAGAUUGGUCAUCUCAAUGCCGAACUUGAAGAUCAUGACCAGCUCAAAGCAGACCAUGAAGCAUCCAAGCAAGAACUCGAGGACAUUCAAGCCAAAGUUGCGGACCUUUCAACAGAGCUGGAAAUCCUUGAGGGUUGCAAGAGAGAUCUCGAUGAGGCUGAGUCGAAGAUCGGUCAUUUGACCGCCACACUUGAAGAUCAUGAACAACUCAAGGAGGACCACGAGUCUUCCAAACAGGAAUUGGAGAGCGCCCAAGCCAAAGUCGCAGAGCUGGAAAGUCAGAUUGAAGGAACCAAAGAGAGCUUGGCUGCGGCCGAGUCACGGCUUGCCCAACUCGCGGAGGAACUCGAGGGGUAUGCUCAGCUCAAAGAAGAUCAUCAGGCCGAAAAAGAACGUUCUGCGGGCCUGCUUAGCGACAUCGACCGCCAUCUUGCUGCUGUGACUGAGGCAGAAGGAAGGCACAAGGAAGCAGAAGCGCGUGCUAUUGGGGCGGAAGAGAGACACGCCGCCGCACUCCAGGAGCGGGAUCAACAUGCUGCCGCUGUCACGGAAGCAGAAGAAAAAUUGAAAGAAUCUGAAGGGCGCGCUGCGGAGGCGGAGGAGAAACACGCAGCCACGCUCGAGGAGCUUGAACAGCAUAAGGCUUCUGUGGCUGAGGCCGAAGCACGCGCUGCUGAAGCCGACGAGAAACACGCCUCUGUACUUCAGGAGCUGGAAGAGCAUAGGGCCGCCGCAACCGAGGCGGAGGAGAAACAGAAAGAAGCUGAAGCUCGCGCUAUUGAUGCAGAAGAGAAGCAUGCCACGGCCCUCCAGAACCUAGAACAGCAUAGGGCUACUGCGACGGAGGCGGAAGAGAGACAGAAGGAAGCAGAAGCGCGUGCCGCUGAGGCGGAAGACAUGCAUAAAUCUGUCCUUGCCGAGAUCGAGACGUUGAAAGAAAGUCUUGCGUCAGAGACUUCGGACCAUGCAGCGACGAAAGAGCACAAUGAGCAGCUCACCCGAGACCUUGAAGAGGCUUCGAACUCUCAUCAAACGUCGCAAGCUUCUCUAGAAGAGGCAUUGGAAAAUAUCGCCGCCUUAAAGGAGCAGACCAAGUCGCUUGAGGCCGAGAUUGCUUCCAUUACCGAGUCGAAGCAGGCCGAUGCAGAACAGUUUGAGGCACAACAAGCCAAGCAUGCCGAAGAACUAGUAGCAGCCAAGGACGAGAUCUCAAAGCUUGAGGCAGAGAAGGCGAAACUAGCUGACGACGUCGAAGCUGCCGAUACGGCCAAGAAAGCGCUUGAGGAGAAAGUUGAAACCCUCGAAGCGGAGAGCUCCAAGCUUUCUACCGAGCUCGAAGAGACCAAAGCAACAGUGCAGGAGCAGGAGGAAAAGCUUGAAGCAGCAGUAAAGGCACAAGCCGAUGCGCAGAAGCAGCUCGAAGAGGCGCAAGCGGAAGCUCAAAAGCAGCUUGAAGAAGCUCAAGCCAGUCAACAUUCCGCAGAAGAAAAGUGUGUCGCUCUUGAAACAGAAGUGAAGUCGCUCCAGGACUCCAAGGAAGAACUAGCAAAGAAAUGCGAAGAAGUGGAGGCAGGUCAGCACGCCGCAGAAGAGAAGGUUGCGGCCCUGGAAGAGCAGCUCAAGGUGCUUCAGGCCUCCAACGAAGAGUUGACAAUAAAAUGCGGGAAGCUCGAGGAGACAGAAGCCGCUCUGCAUGCCGCAGAAGAGAAACUUGCUAGUUUUGAAGAACAGCUGAAAUCGCUCCAAGACACCAAUGAAGAACUGUCGGAGAAGUGUAAAAAGCUUGUCGAACUGGAGACCGAACAUAACGCCGUUCAAGAGAAAGCCGCUGCCCUCGAAGCGCAGGUGGAAACAAUUCAAGCAUCAAACGACGAGCUGACGAACAGGCUUGAGACCACCGCAAGUGCCAAAGCGGCAGCGGAGAGUGAGGUGGAAAAGCUACAGCAAGAUCAUGCGUCAACCGUCGAUGGACUCCAACAGGAACUCUCGUCCACCAAGGAAGCUCUCGAAAAGGCAAAAGACGAGGCAACCGCGUCUGUGGCGGAACUCGAAGCGAAAUUGGCCGCUUCUGACGCUUCCCACCAGGAAGCUCAGGAAUUGCUAGAAAAGGUUCGUGCAGAUGCAGACCAAUCUAAGACUGAAAUGGAUGAGAAGCUUGCUGAGGCAGAGAAUGCCCUGAAAGCUGCCCAAGAGGCGCUGUCCAAAGCACAAGCUGACGCUGAUGCCUUAACCAGUGAUUUUGAGCAGAAACUGUCCGACGCGCAAGCUAAUCAGCUUGCGGCUGAGGAGGAGGCGGCCAAGGCGAGAGAAGAACUUGAAGCCAAGCUUGCCGCAGCUUUAGCAGAACAGAAAUCCGCCGAAGACGCGCUUGCAGAGAUCAAGAAGGAAAUCGAGACCGCUGAAGAGGCCAAAGCUUCGCUCGAGUCCAAGCUUGGAGAGGCAGAAAGCGCCACAGCAGCUGCUGAGCAGCGCGUUACGGAAACCGAGGCCGCUAAGGCCGAGUUGGAGGGAAAGGUGAAACAGGCCGAGGACGACAGAACUAAUACUGAGCAAGAGCUUCAAACAGUGAGAGACAAGUUGGCGGAAAUCCAGGGAGAACUUGAGGCUGUUCAACAGGAGAAGCUUAGCGUUACUGAGCAGUCAGCGAAGGAUCUUGAAGCUAAAGAAGCAGACCUGAGCGCUGCCCUUGCCUCCAAGUCGGAACUCGAAGGCCAGCUCAAGGAGACGGAAGCAAACCUCGAGGCUGCCAAGAAGGCUGAGGAUGAGUCCAAUGGUCAGUUGAAAGAGCUCGAAAUCGAGCUCGAGGCCCUCAAGGCUCAAGCAAUUGACAUCGGCAAGAUGUCGGAAGAUUUGGACGCCAGAGAGCAAGUCAUCCAAGAACUGACCACGAGAAAGGAUGAAGCCGAGGAGCAGCUAAAAGACAGCGAGGCUAAGCUUAAUUCUUUAAAAGAAGAGAUUGAGGCGCUGAAGACAUUGACGGAGUCCUCGAAGGAAGAGGCAGCCAAGCACCUCGAGGGUCGAGAGCAAGAAUUCAAGCAACAAUCCGAGCAAGCUGCUCGGGAGCUUACAGCGCUGCAAGCCGAAUUGAAGUCCAAAGAAGAUGAGAUCGCAGGUCUCAGGGCUUUGAAGGAGAAAAUGGAAGAAGAUAUGGGAACUUUCUCAUCCCCACCAACCUCGCCUGACCCAGAAGCGAUCGAGGACAAGACAUCAACCGUGGCCACUGUCAAUGGUGGACGUAGUCGGAGAAGGAAGUCCAAAGCCAAGGUUGUUGAUGACAGCGACGCUGCGAAAGCAGAUGCGGAUGACGAGUGA
Molecule: messenger RNA, 4701 nt
Organism: Cladophialophora psammophila CBS 110553
Lineage: Eukaryota; Fungi; Ascomycota; Eurotiomycetes; Chaetothyriales; Herpotrichiellaceae
Exons: 1
Coding region: 1-4701 (1566 amino acids)
Source: RefSeq, a predicted model, not a curated record